This is a messenger RNA of Trichechus manatus latirostris (Florida manatee), 954 nucleotides long. RefSeq names its product olfactory receptor 2W1-like. Gene Ontology annotation, cellular component: plasma membrane. The record is from RefSeq and is a predicted model, not a curated record. Bases 7 to 954 code for a protein of 315 amino acids. NCBI's taxonomy places the organism in Eukaryota, Metazoa, Chordata, Mammalia, Sirenia, Trichechidae. The transcript has a single exon. Gene Ontology annotation, biological process: detection of chemical stimulus involved in sensory perception of smell; G protein-coupled receptor signaling pathway. Gene Ontology annotation, molecular function: olfactory receptor activity; G protein-coupled receptor activity.
GAAAAAAUGAUCAAUGAAAGCUACUUUGGUGGAUUUAUACUCCUUGGAUUCUCUGGACAGCCUCAGCUGGAGAUGAUCAUCUCUGGGAUUGUCUUUUUCUUCUACACCAUUGCCUUGAUGGGAAAUACAGCCAUCAUCCUGCUGCCAUUGUUGGAUGAACGUCUCCAAACCCCCAUGUAUUUUUUCCUUAGAAAUUUGGCCGUCUUGGAUCUCUGUUACACCACAAAUACGGUCCCACAGAUGUUGGUCAAUGUCUGGGGUAAAGACAAGAAAAUAACCUUUGGUGGCUGUACCUUUCAACUUUUCACUGAUGUGGCACUAUGCACAGUUGAAUGUAUGCUUCUAGCUGUGAUGUCUUGUGAUCAGUUCAGUGCUGUCUGCAAGCUUCUACACGAUAUGAACAUAAUGAACCCCCAGCUCUGUCAAGGCCUGGUGGCUAUGACUUGGGGAAUUGGUAUCACUAAUUUCAUUAUUCUUUCCCCCUAUGCCAUAAGCCUUCCUCAGUGUGGAAACCAUCACCUGGGUCAUUAUUUUUGUGAAAUUUCUGCCAUGGUCAAGAUUGCAUGUGUAGACACCACAGCCAUGAAGGAAACUUUAUUUGCGUUGUGUUUUUGUAUUUUCCUUGCACCACUUCUUCUUCUUCUAGUUUCGUAUGGCUUCAUUGCUGUAGCUGUACUCGAAAUUAAAUCUGCAACAGGAAGACAAAAAGCUUUUGGGACCUGUUCUUCCCAUCUCAUUGUGGUAUCCAUCUUCUGUGGGACUGUUAUCUACAUGUACAUACAACCAGGAAACAGUCCAUCUCAGUACGAGGGUAAACUUCUCAGUAUCUUUUAUUCCAUUGUUACUCCCAGCUUAAAUCCACUGAUAUAUACACUAAGGAAUAAGGAGUUCAAGGGAGCCAUAAACAGGCUAGUUGGAAAAGAAAAAGGUUCUGUAGAAACAACAGGACACUAA